Molecule: messenger RNA, 2215 nt
Organism: Ictalurus furcatus (blue catfish)
Lineage: Eukaryota; Metazoa; Chordata; Actinopteri; Siluriformes; Ictaluridae
Gene: nr4a1
Product: nuclear receptor subfamily 4, group A, member 1
Exons: 7
Coding region: 115-1818 (567 amino acids)
Biological process (GO): regulation of transcription by RNA polymerase II; cellular response to corticotropin-releasing hormone stimulus
Cellular component (GO): transcription regulator complex; nucleus
Molecular function (GO): zinc ion binding; RNA polymerase II cis-regulatory region sequence-specific DNA binding; nuclear receptor activity
Source: RefSeq, a predicted model, not a curated record
AAACGCGUCCGAGUCAGAGUCAGGAACGCGCGCGGAGCGGUGGUGAUGCACGAGCUUCACUCGCAAUACGGACAUUACAAAUAAGUCCAGCAGAAGAAUUAUUCACAAGCAGAAAUGACCUGUGUUCAAAGCCAACAUGGAGUCCAGCCUUAUGAGAGCAUGCUCUACUGCUCAGAGCUUAUGAACCCUGACUUCACCUCCAGGUUGGCCAUGGACGUGAGCGAACAGCGGGAGCAGCUCUCCACAUCCUCUCUGCCGAGCAUCACCUCUCUGGUGGGAGGCUACGGGGGAGAAUUUGAUACCUACUCCUGCCCACUUGCCACUGCAUCAACCUGCACCGGCGCCACCUCGGGCCAGGACUCCUUCAAGCUGGACGACCUCCAGGUUUAUGGCUGCUACCCCGGCACAUUCACCUUCAGCUACAUGGACGAUGCGCUGUCUACGUCAGGUGGCUCGAACUGUUUUGGCAGCCCCGUCUCGGCUCCUUCACCCUCGACCCCGGGUUUCCAGUCAGUGCCUUCCUGGGAUGGGGCAUAUGGAUCCUGCUCCCCUGACGCAGGCUGCUGGGGUUCAGAGAAGACACCUCUUCCUCAGGCCCCUUCCUUUUUCACUUUUGGAUCUGUGUCAGCGGAAGACAUGUCUCCUCUAGGGCAGCUGCAGCAGCAUCAACUUCCUGAUCAGGAUCCCUUUUCUCUGAGCCAUCAGAACCAUCCACUCAGGCUGGAUCACAGCAGCAGGGACAGUUCAGUCCUGGUGGACAAUCAGCUGUCUCCCAAAAUCAAGAGUCCAACAGGAAAUGAAGGGUGCUGUGCGGUUUGUGGGGACAACGCCUCCUGCCAGCACUAUGGAGUGCGCACAUGUGAGGGCUGCAAGGGCUUCUUUAAGCGUACAGUACAGAAAAAUGCCAAGUACGUAUGCCUAGCUAAUAAAGACUGUCCAGUGGACAAACGGCGGCGGAACAGGUGCCAGUUCUGUCGCUUUCAGAAGUGCCUGGCAGUAGGAAUGGUGAAAGAAGUUGUAAGAACAGACAACCUAAAGGGCAGAAGGGGUCGUUUGCCUUCUAAGCCAAAACCAGUCACGGAAUCAGCAUCUGCUUUGCCUUCUGGAAACAUCAUCACCUCUCUUGUGAAUGCUCACAUGGACUCAAACCCAGCCAUCACAAAACUGGACUACUCAAAGUAUCAGCAGACAGUGGCUAGCGUGUCUGAAAAGGAGGACGCCAAUGACAUCCAGCAGUUUUACGACCUGCUGACCGGGUCUAUGAGCGUGAUCAGAAAGUGGGCAGAAAGCAUCCCAGGAUUCACUGCCUUCUCUAAGGAGGACCAGGACUUGCUCUUCGAAUCAGCCUUUGUCGAGCUCUUCAUAUUACGACUAGCUUACAGAUCACACCCAGAGACGGACAAACUGAUCUUCUGCAACGGCGUGGUUCUUCACCGCAUGCAGUGUGUGCGGGGAUUUGGCGAGUGGAUCGACUCCAUCAUGGAAUUCUCGCAGAAUUUGCAUCGUCUGAACCUGGACGUGGCGUCGUUCUGUUGUCUCGCCACACUAGUCAUUAUAACAGAUCGACACGGCCUGAAGGAACCCAAACGAGUUGAGGAUAUCCAGAACCAUCUAAUAACAUGCCUCAAAGACCACGUUGCGACGAUUGUCUCAGAAGCAGCACGCUGCAACUACCUGUCCCGGCUGCUGGGGAAACUGCCCGAACUCAGGACACUGUGUACUCAAGGCUUUCAGCGCAUCUUCUACCUUAAACUCGAAGACCUUGUCCCACCUCCUCCGAUUGUGGAUAAGAUCUUCAUGGACACGUUGCCUUUCUGAAUCUGACUGCGACGCUAUUUAAAGACACGAUUUUAAACAAAGACUUGCAUUUGAUGUGAACAAAAGCACAGCAGAGCAGAGGAGAGAUGUGGAAGCACUUGACUAAUCCUGGCAGCUCUGUUUUCUUUUAGGCAUACGACUAUGAUCCUCUCAACAGUGGUCAGAAAGAUGUUCAGUGAACAUUCUGGAAAAUCUCGCAGCAAAAAAAAAAAAAAAAAAAGCAGCAAUCACCAAUUCUCCCUAGGUGUCUUGAACUCCACAUUAUGUUUCAGACUUUUGGAAUCGUGGCUUUGUCAUGAACUUAAACGACAAAAAUCAGUGAUUUUGUGCAGCUUGACAAUUGAACAUGAUACAUGGUGUGUGUGUGUGUGUGUGUGUGUGUGUGUGUGUGUGUGUG